UUCUCGCGAUAUCUCACAGCCUCCAAGCAGGAGCGCCUCUAACUUGUCACCAAAGAUGGCGAUUUGCUGAGUGCUCAUGGAUACACACAUUUCUCGGCUAGUUGUUAUCUUACUCAAACCGCGAACCUCUGAUACAGACUAACUUUUUUCUUUUUUGUGCGCCGCUCUUUCUCCCGUUUGAAGCACACCUGACGCCGCCAUGCAGAUCACGCUGAAAACGCUGCAGCAGCAGACGAUUCAGAUUGAAAUAGACCCCGAACAAACGGUCAAGGCCUUGAAGGAGAAGAUAGAGGCUGAACGAGGAAAAGACAACUUUCCUGUAUCUGGGCAGAAGCUGAUAUACGCCGGAAAAAUCUUGCAAGACGACACGCCAAUCAAAGACUACAAAAUUGAUGAGAAGAAUUUUGUUGUGGUGAUGGUUUCCAAGGUUAAGCCUGCAGCCACAACCUCGGCCCCGGAAGCCCCCAAGCCCCCUGCACAGGACUCUGGCUCCACAUCAACAGCUGCCCCGCCUUCAAAUCCCCCUGCAGCCCCGACCCCUGCAGCUGUCCCUAUUCCUCCUGAGGAGGUCAAACAGGAGCAAAGUGCCGAAGCCACAGAACCACAACAGCCUGCCAGCUCCAGCGGUGGGAAUCAGGGCCUGGACGCCUCUUCAGCGUUGGUGACUGGAGCGGAGUACGAGGCCAUGCUGACGGAGAUCAUGUCUAUGGGAUAUGAAAGGGAGCGCGUGGUGGCGGCGCUGCGGGCCAGCUUCAACAACCCGCACAGAGCUGUGGAGUACCUCCUGACUGGUAUUCCCAACAGCCCCGUUCAAGAGAGCAACCCUCCAGUGCAGCCCCCCACCUCCGGAUCCACAGACCCCCCAUCUCUAGCAGAAGGAGAGAACCCGCUCGCGUUCCUGCGGACCCAGCCUCAGUUCCUGCACAUGAGACAGGCCAUCCAGCAGAACCCCGCCCUGCUGCCCACUCUCCUCCAGCAGCUGGGCCGCGAGAACCCCCAGCUGCUACAGCAAAUCAGCCAACACCAGGAGCUGUUCAUUCAGAUGCUGAACGAGCCAGUGGGGGAGGGCGGAGACCCCCCAGAGGUGGGUGAGAUGGGGGCAGCGGGCGAGGAGGGAGCGCCCGUCAACUACAUCCAGGUGACGCCUCAGGAGAAGGAAGCCAUAGAGAGGGAUGAUGGAGGUGAAGAAGAAGUGUGGAAGAAUUAUAAAACAAAAAAUCCACGUGAAUUCCAAUGGAAUGUGUGGGGUUCGUUUAGGGGAGAUCUAUAAUUUGAUUUUAGGCGCGCUUUGUGAACAUAUGGGGGUGGGGUGGGGCGGGGGGAGUGCGUGUCUUGCGUGUGUGGGUCCAUGUCUGAUGUCCAUGUCCAUGCCUGAGCAGGUGGAGGAGGAGGAGCCGGUUCUGCAUCCUGGAAGUCUGUUCAUGCUGUAGAGCGGUUCUCCUCGCUGCUCCUCAUCCGAGCGUCUGGGGGAGGAAGGUAGACGGGCCGCCCUUUUCCUCGCUGCGCCUGCCAAUCAGACGGGGAGCUCAACCCCCUAACUCGUUUGGAUGCAGAACCCGCUGAAUGGUCAGGCGGACGGCAGCCGCUGAGCUCGGCGCCGUCAUAUCAGACUGAUGCAUGCCUCUAGUGAACGCCCUCAAACCACUUUCUCGCUUCGAGUUUCCAGUUCUUCAGCUGCUGUCCGCUCCCCAAAACAUAUUCCUGAUGACAUCAUCACAUUUGGAAAAAAAGAUGGAAGAACCAGAAAACCAAUUUAAACAGAUGGGGUCGAAUCACCAAAAUAAAAGCCUUAAGACUUUUAAUGUGACGGUUAGAGCCAAAAGUAGAAAUAAAUUUCAAACAAUUUCCAAAGAUCAGCUUGAUCUUCAGGCGGCUGGUGUUGAGCUCCUGUCUGUGAGGCGGCGUGCGUGAAGGCGGUGAUGGUCCUACAGCAUCAACAUGAUCUCAGACUAUGCUGUGCUACAUUAAAUAUCAGCAGUCUUUCAGGCAA
Messenger RNA from Oryzias melastigma (Indian medaka), 1990 nucleotides. RefSeq names its product RAD23 homolog A, nucleotide excision repair protein a (gene rad23aa). The record is from RefSeq and is a predicted model, not a curated record. Lineage: Eukaryota; Metazoa; Chordata; Actinopteri; Beloniformes; Adrianichthyidae. Gene Ontology annotation, biological process: proteasome-mediated ubiquitin-dependent protein catabolic process; nucleotide-excision repair. Gene Ontology annotation, molecular function: proteasome binding; polyubiquitin modification-dependent protein binding; damaged DNA binding. Gene Ontology annotation, cellular component: cytosol; nucleoplasm.